This is a messenger RNA of Penicillium pulvis, 357 nucleotides long. RefSeq lists its product as uncharacterized. Lineage: Eukaryota; Fungi; Ascomycota; Eurotiomycetes; Eurotiales; Aspergillaceae. The transcript is spliced from 2 exons. The coding region runs from base 1 to 357 and encodes 118 amino acids. The record is from RefSeq and is a predicted model, not a curated record.
AUGAAGUUCACAAGCUCUAUCCUCCUUCUUACUGCGCUCAGUGCCGCCGUCUUUGCCAGUCCACACGAUCACGACGAUGAUGAUGAUGACACUGUCACCGUGACCAAGACUGUGACCGUGACCUCUACGGAUUACAUUACCCGCAGCACCUUCAGAACCCAUGCUUCCAGCAGCUGGAGUAGCUCCAGCACGAUCUCCAGCCAUCAUUCUAGUCCUACCAGCUCCGACGACUCUGACAACUCUGAUGGAACUUGCAUUGCCAAAUAUCACGCUUGCACUCCUAGCGAUACUUGCUGCGACAACUUCCAAUGUGUUGGCUACACCCAAUGGAACAGCGGCACCUGCGUUAACCGGUAG